UUUCUACUUCACAAAACAUUGAAAAGUAACUUUAAUUAUGGCUUACGUGCGAGAUACCACUUUAUCAUCAAAAUCGACGUUAUAACAUCAAGUAAUGCUGUGUAAUUGAAAACGUUAAUACAAUUAGUAAAUUGUGUACGAUAGCAAGGAAAUAUCUUCAUUUUGUCAGCACUAUCAAAUAACAUGACUGUUGAAAGGAGCAGUGAAAAUUUAUCUAAAAAACCUGUAAAAAGUCAGAAAAAUUAUACGCGUUCUCAUCAUAGACAUAUGCUGACCGAAGAUUCAAUGACGGAUUCCUCCGGACAUUUACAGCCAGGAUAUCCUUCCGCUGGACAUCUUAGCAGCCAGUCAUCUGGGCUGCAACCAGGAUAUCAUUCAUCCAGUCACUUGCUACCUGGAAAUCAUGUGUCACAUGUUCGUGCAGGAUCUUUCAAGGUCGCUGGUGAGUUAAAGUCACGUCAGACUGUGUCGGAAUCUCGUCAAGUAAAGGAUGACAGUAGCAGACGUGGAAGUGUAACUUCCGGAACACAACCUAGUUACCUGUCUGUGUCGUUUGACGAUGUUCGUGAUGGACGAGAAGGCAAAGACAGUUCCAUAAGGCGAGUUAGAUCAUUCAAAACGACUUCGAAAGGAGUAGUCAACAGAGGUGAUUCCUUCAGGAAGAAGGGAGGUCGUAAUUCUGGCAGUACCAAUAUCACACAUUCACGUGACAAUGUCGGCCAUGGUGGUGGCAGCACGCGACCUUUCCCGCUCAUGACACCACGUGUUACUACGCAGACGUCAAUCUCCGGCAACGCCUCUUAUUUUAAGGUGCUUGUCCUAGGCGCCACAGGGGUCGGAAAGUCCUCAAUCACACAACAGUUCAUGACGUCUGAAUAUGUUGCUUUCGACAAUUCUAUGGAUAGGGACGAGGAGGAAAACACGGUAUCUGUUCUUCUCAACGGCGAGGAGUCAACAUUAGAAUGUAUAGAUGGAUUGGACCCGGAAUACGAUCUAGAGGACUUCCGAGCUGAUGCCUACAUCGUGGUAUUCUCAAUUGCCCAUCGGGACACCUUUGAUGCAGCUACUGUCAUACUGAAUGAACUUUUGUAUGACAUCGGCACAGAUAGGACUGUUAUACUUGUUGGCAACAAGGCUGAUCUGGUCAGAAAACGAAAAGUAACAACCGAAGAGGCUCUCUCUGUCGCCUUACAAUACGACGCCAAAUACACUGAAACGUCCGCUGCUCUGAACCAUCACGUUGAUGAACUGUUGGUAGGCAUGCUCAGUCAGAUCAGAUUUAAACUCAACCCAUCACUUCCGGAACCUGUUUUAGCUGUUGAGUCGAAGAAAUCCAGUAUCUCUAGAAUGUCAUUUAAGGGACCAUUCGAUCUAUUGAGUCGUUUAUUCGGACGUGGAAGUCGAAAGGCUGGAAAACGAAAUUACAGCAAAACGUCUCAGCGCUGAAGUCAACUAUAGGAGUUUUGUGAUAGACAUGGAAUGGAAGAUGCAGGUGCUGUUAUGUAUUUACAGUUGACAACCAAAUUGGACAGAUCGUUUCAGCAAGCUGUAUAUAGUGCUAAUGAUGAGAGGUAGAGCGUUUAAUAUGUAUAUUGUAUCAUAAACACUUUUAUAUUUACAUUGUUAGUGUUGACUGGGUAGAUCAGUUCAGUGCCUUAAGGGAGUGAGCGAGUCUGAAAAACUUUAUAUUUUUGAUGUUGUAGUUUACAUUUCGUCAACAUUUCUUCAUGGUCGGAAUAUUUUUAUUCAUAAUUUGGACGUUUCAAACGUAUACAAACAACAUUGAUUAUUUCGACCGCAGUUAGAUUGUAAACCUAAUUAAGUACGCCGUCAUAGACCUAUAGACUUCAGUAUUCUGUAUAUGACAUAUCUGCUUACACAGAAUGUAAAAUCUUAUGGAAACUAGAGCCCAAUGUGACCUAUAUCUUUGUAUGUAAACUGUUGCUUCCUAUCAUUUUGGCACAUGCUUUGUAUCUUAUAUGCACGAACAAGUGUAAAUAACCACGGAGACUAGACAAGCGUUUUCGGGAUUGUCGUUUCUCUUGCUUUUCUUGUCGUGAUAUGACUGUUUUUAAAGAAGAAAUUUGAUGAUACUUCAAGGAACGCCAGCAGAUAAAAAUAUCAAAUGAACUUACUUAUUUAUAUUUUUUUACCUAAUUUCCUCAACCUGUUAGUCUUUGCCACACGUCUAUCGCUUUAUCGUAUGUAGACAUUUAACACGAUGAAAACAAUUAAGACUUAAAAAGUAAACAUUGGAUUGUUAACGCCUCAAUCAGCAAACUUGAAAGCACUUGAUAUCUAACUGCUAGGAAAAAAUCUUUUGUACAGAAUUUCGCCCUUAGGGACCCAUUUGAAAUAUAAUUAAUAAAAUGGUAGAAUCGAGAAAAUAGAUAAUAACUGAUAAUUGCAGCAUUUAGUAGGAAAAUCAUACAAUUUUGUCGAUGAAAAUACAAUGUUUUAACAAAGUGUAGUUCAAGAUGAGACCAGGUUUUACGUGGUGUGCCCAAUGUCAAGUAUUAUGUAAAAUAAAAUACAUAGCUAAUGGAACUACUAACUGUAGAUAUAUAUACGAUCUUGCCUAAGUUUCCAUUAUCUACAUUACAAUACCAAACGAACAUAAAACUUUCUUUAUUUAAGUGAGUUUUAUACAUCACGUUUCAACUGGAAACUUAUUUAAGGCAUUUUUUAAUCACAUUGUCGAUUUUUCAAACAAAUAGGCAGAAAUAAGACACUUCUUUGUCACAUCUGAAGUCAAUAUCUAUGGUCUCCAUUGUCACGUGACAUGCCAUGUGUGAAUAUGUAAUGUAAUUUUAUUACGUCAAGUGACGUCACAACAAGGUAUAUUACACAUUUAUAAUAUAUUGAUAUAUGACAAGGGUACAUCCACUGAAUAAUAAGGCAAUCGUGAUAAGUAUAUAUAUCUAUAUUUCAUCACAUCAACCAUAAGAGAGUUUGCAAGAAUUGCAAUUAAAUAAAGGAAUUGUUUUAUCUGUGAUCGUUCAGUUGAGAGGGUUUUAUUGUACAUUUGUUUAGUAAUACAAUACUCAAGCAAUACGUUUUAAUUAAACUUACAUGUCAGUAACAUUGUCUUAAUGAAAAUAAAUGUUACCCCUAUGAUAGAAGUAGAAUUCAAAUUAGAACAACUUUUGCGUGACACAACAGCUGUACAGUCGGGACCAGUUAAACUACAGCAUACCAGCCAUUUGAAACCAAUGCUUGUAGUUUUGUAGUUUUUUUUUAUAAGAAUAUGCAAUUCAUUGGGUUACAACAAUUUUGUAGACAGUGUAUCCAUGCAUCAACUGAUAUAUGAUAUAGUAAGAUCUGUAAUUUGGCAAAGCACUAUUUGUUUCAACGUUCAUUGACAUAUACACACUGUGAAUAUGAAGGGGCCUACCUUAAAUAUCUUCCGUUGGUUCGAUUACUGGUGUGGCCUUCAAUGUGGAAAUACAAACCUUUUUGUUGCAUAAAUUACACCAGUAGAAGUAAAACAAAAUUACGUUUACGUGGCAAUAUUAUGGUCAUGUUGUAUUGAAUUGUAUAAUUACACUGAAAAAGUCGCGUGUUCAUCGGAAAUGUUUCCUGUAAUGAACUUAGCAAAACUGUUGCUGAAACAUUCAUUGUUUUAUUUAUAUGUUAAUCAUACUUAACAACUGGUUAGUGUUGUUGAACAGUUCGAGUAUUCGUAUCAAAUUAAGACAUCAGAUGAUGCUGAACGAAUUUAUAUUUUUUAAAAAGUAUUGUAAUUUAGAUAAAUUACGUUUUGUCCGUUUUGACACAUGUUAUUUUGAAACAUUUCUGUGGCAAGAGGGCGGAAGUGGUUGGUUAUGUCUUAUAAACAAUGUUUACGAAAAUAUGUUGUAUUGAAAUGUAUUGUUUACAAACACAGCUGUAUAAAUUCUAUCAUUUUAAAAUAACGUAUAACUAAAACAUAUUUUCAUUUGUGGAUUUGUAUACUAUUAGUUUUGGGAACAUCGCUUCAUUUUGAAAAUUUGAUAAAGGUUUGUGUCUAAUGUAAUGUUGAUAAACUGGCGUAAAUGUAAGAAUAUAUCAAAACGAUAUGGGUGUAACCGAUACACAAUAUAUAAUGAAAUGCAAUUUUAAAUGUUGUGUAGUUCUAUAUAUAACAUUAUUGAUGACCGGAAAAUCUUCUAUCGUUAAUGCUGUAAGUCCAAUAGAUUAAAACUCUUAAAUGACAUUGCCCUCGAAGAAGAGUUCAAUGUCAGGAAGGCUGGCAACCUACAAAUGAGAAUGGUUCGUCACAAUACAGUAUUGAUCUCCUUGGUCUCCUAAUAAACACACGAGUUUAGACCCACCUAAGAGGUCAUUGGUUUGUGAUAUGUUUGUAUAUUUUGAUAAAUCAUAGAUAUUCAACUUGUAGAAUAUAUACUGGUGCAAAUAGUUCACUUUGUUUUGGUUUUUAUUUAUCGUUUCAAGGCUAUUUACUGUCAGGUAUUAUUGAGUGACUAAUAUUGUCACAAAGAAAUGAUUUUGAACAAAUACACAGCAAGACCUGAUACAUCGUAAAACGGAAAUGAUAUGGUGCAAUUAUAAAGCAACAUAGAAACUUUGUUAAAACCAAAACAUUAUAAAAACUUUAGUGUUUUAUAGCAUAUAUUAAAUAUACAGAGAAAUGGUUGUUAAUUUAUAUCAAAAGUGAAGGAUAUGUACAUGUAUAGUAAGUAUACAGAAGUUGAUAGUUCAGAAAUGCUGUACAACAAAUGCAGAUAUAAAGCAGUGACUGGAUAGGAUAAUAUCAAUUGUUAUAAGUUCGGGAUUCAUGGUCCUGGAAACAUUAUUUAACGCCAUAUAUUGCACAACAGGUGAAACAUAAGAUUUGUUUAGCUAUUUUUACGUAAAUAUAGGUAUAUAAACAAAGUGAUCAUAAAAAUCAACAACGUGCUUAGCAGAAGGGUUCUGUAAAAAUGUACACAAAUGAUGUCUUGAUAAAUGUAAAUAUAUACAUAUUAAAGCAGAAAAAGUACCUGUU
Messenger RNA from Ylistrum balloti, 4987 nucleotides. Its product is annotated as GTP-binding protein REM 1-like. The coding region runs from base 184 to 1446 and encodes 420 amino acids. Gene Ontology annotation, molecular function: GTPase activity; GTP binding; calcium channel regulator activity. The transcript has 4 exons. NCBI's taxonomy places the organism in Eukaryota, Metazoa, Mollusca, Bivalvia, Pectinida, Pectinidae. Gene Ontology annotation, cellular component: plasma membrane. The record is from RefSeq and is a predicted model, not a curated record.